AUGAAGGUUGGCAAGGACAUCAGAGGAGGUGCUUGGUGUCCGAAAAGACCCAUUUCUCCGGAAGUCGAGGAAUGGCUUCAAGUGGAAUUUCCGGAACCGGUAUUGGUGACUGCGGUGGAAACUCAGGGACGAUUUGGCAACGGAAUGGGCAAAGAAUUUGCACAACAGUACACUCUUUCUUACUGGAGACCCGCCUUGAAUGAAUGGCGGCAUUUCAAAGACGCUUUGGGGCAUCAGUCCCCAACACUGACCCAUGGAAAUGAUAGUUUGUGGUUGGAUCAGGUUCAUCAACUGCUGGAGGCUUACUUUAAAAAAUAUCUCGUGAUGUGUGCUCUAUUUUCCACGGUUGGCAAGGACAUCAGAGGAGGUGCUUGGUGUCCGAAAAGACCCAUUUCUCCGGAAGUCGAGGAAUGGCUUCAAGUGGAAUUUCCGGAACCGGUAUUGGUGACUGCGGUGGAAACUCAGGGACGAUUUGGCAACGGAAUGGGCAAAGAAUUUGCACAACAGUACACUCUUUCUUACUGGAGACCCGCCUUGAAUGAAUGGCGGCAUUUCAAAGACGCUUUGGGGCAUCAGCCAAAAACUUGUGUUUUCCAGUGGUUACGACCAAUCUUCUUCCCGAAUCCGCAGAAAAAUAAUGGCGAUAUUUCUGGCGGGUAG
Messenger RNA from Notodromas monacha, 660 nucleotides. NCBI's taxonomy places the organism in Eukaryota, Metazoa, Arthropoda, Ostracoda, Podocopida, Cyprididae. The record is from the annotation of a GenBank genome assembly.